AUGUCUCAAUAUGAAGACCAGAACAAUAUGAUCACUAUUCCCAACUGGGGAGUUAUAAUCCAUGUUGACAACCACAUCCUUGUCAUGAACCAGAAUCAUUUUUGUGAAGUACAAAACCUAGAUUCAAUAUCUUCGUCAGAAUCAAAAGCAGCUCUUACUUCACAGUUAGAAACAGAAUCACUUAACCUCAGAACCACUCUCUAUGUCCAAUAUAUCUUGCAAUUUGGCCAGUGCUUGUGCUGCAGUCAUGCACUGUGGACGGCUCUUUUGAGGCUGUGUGACUGGUUUUUUCACUGUAGAAUUCUAUGGUGUGAUCCUUUCAUGCGUUUAGGGCAAGGUGUUGCAGGGAUCGGUUUCGAUGUUGUCUUGGUAGUGGGCGACAGGUCUUGUGUCCCUCUAUCAGUUGGCAUUGAUCCUCCUCUUUUCUUCUGA
This is a messenger RNA of Helobdella robusta, 432 nucleotides long. RefSeq lists its product as hypothetical. The transcript is spliced from 2 exons. Lineage: Eukaryota; Metazoa; Annelida; Clitellata; Rhynchobdellida; Glossiphoniidae. The record is from RefSeq and is a predicted model, not a curated record. The coding region runs from base 1 to 432 and encodes 143 amino acids.